Owenia fusiformis is the source of this 787-nucleotide messenger RNA. The record is from the annotation of a GenBank genome assembly. Lineage: Eukaryota; Metazoa; Annelida; Polychaeta; Sabellida; Oweniidae.
GGGACUAUUGGUGUCACAAGAGAUGACAUUCUAGAUCUCGGGCACACAUUGAUAUAGGUUUUCGCAGAACAAUAAGAAGUACUAGGAUAUUGGAUAUGAGCCGCAAGUCCCCUUCUGGUGUCUUUAAUCACAAUUUAAAUACCAUUUGUGAAGUUACAAAGGAGCUGUUAUCAAUUUCGAUUGGUCGCUGAACGCGUGGAGGACUGUGUAUGUGCAACGAGAGGUACAUACGUGAAGCGGGCUGGCAAACAUUAAACCAAAACUACCGAGCAUAGGUUUGAGACAUUACAACAGAAAUACCUCGACGUGUUUGGAUUAUCACCUGAACUAUGGCUUCUGAACUAACAUGGCUUCCAGCCGUCUGCGGAAAUUCAUCUCGGAAAUGGGCAUUCUGGGAUAAUGAUCUGACCAUCAACACCACUACUCCAGAGUUCACAUUAUGCUUUCAAUACACCGUGACAGUGUGGGUUCCCAGUGCAUACCUUUGGCUCAUCCUUCCUUUCUUUGCCAUCUACUUGAAUUGGCUUCCAACCGUUAACACAUGGAGAGACAAAAGCUGGAUUAACUUCAUCAAAAUAUUUUUAGGGAGUUUGAUAACAGUAACACUGAUUGUUGAUUUUGCGUUGCGUCUUGCGAGUGAUCCGACUGAAGUUGCUGUUUAUCUUGCUUCAAUACUAUUAAUUCUAACAUCGUUAUUAGCAACGAUACUGUCCCACAUCGAAUAUAGCAAGAGAAUGCACACGUCCUCAGUUCUUGUGAUAUAUUGGUCACUGGCAUGUGUAGGAGG